This is a messenger RNA of Catharus ustulatus (Swainson's thrush), 2849 nucleotides long. It is a transcript of the gene SRF, whose product is annotated as serum response factor. NCBI's taxonomy places the organism in Eukaryota, Metazoa, Chordata, Aves, Passeriformes, Turdidae. The coding region runs from base 1 to 1449 and encodes 482 amino acids. Gene Ontology annotation, biological process: positive regulation of transcription by RNA polymerase II. Gene Ontology annotation, molecular function: RNA polymerase II cis-regulatory region sequence-specific DNA binding; protein dimerization activity; DNA-binding transcription factor activity, RNA polymerase II-specific. The transcript has 7 exons. The record is from RefSeq and is a predicted model, not a curated record.
AUGUUGCCGAGCCAGGCCGGGGCCGGGAACGGCGCCGCCGCCGCGCUGGCCUGCGGCUCGGGGCUGGGCCGGUCGCCGGUGCCGCGUGGGGCGAACGGCGGCGGGGCGGCGGCGGGGGCGCCCGGGGGCCGCCUGAAGCGGGAGGCGCUGUACAGCGGCAGCGAGGGCGACUCGGAGUCGGCCGAGGAGGAGGAGCUGGGCGGCGAGCGGCGCGGCGUGAAGCGUGGCCUGGCCGAGGCGGCGGCAGCGGCGGCGGGGCCCGCGGCGGGAGCGGCGGCGGCGGCCGCCUACAGCGGCAGCGGGGGCGGCGGGGCCGUGAGCGGCGCCAAGCCCGGGAAGAAGACGCGGGGCCGGGUGAAGAUCAAGAUGGAGUUCAUCGACAACAAGCUGCGGCGCUACACCACCUUCAGCAAGAGGAAGACCGGCAUCAUGAAGAAGGCCUACGAGCUCUCCACGCUGACUGGCACUCAAGUCCUGCUGUUGGUGGCCAGCGAGACGGGCCAUGUGUACACGUUUGCCACACGGAAGCUGCAGCCCAUGAUCACCAGCGAGACGGGGAAGGCGCUGAUCCAAACAUGCCUCAAUUCCCCGGACUCGCCCCCACGCUCGGACCCCACCACUGACCAGCGCAUGAGUGCCACUGGUUUUGAGGAGACAGACCUCACCUACCAGGUGUCCGAGUCAGACAGCAGCGGGGAGACCAAGGACGCCCUGAAACCCGCGUUCACUGUCACCAACCUGCCGGGAACAACGUCCAUCCAGACAGCCCCGACCACCUCGACCUCCAUGCAGGUCAGCAGUGGCCCGUCAUUCCCCAUCACUAAUUACCUGGCGCCAGUGUCUGCCAGCAUCAGCCCCAAUGCCGUCACCAGUGCCAACGGGACAGUGCUGAAGACUACUGGAGCCAGUGCAGUGACGUCUGGGGGCCUCAUGCCGAUACCCACUGGCUUCACCCUCAUGUCAGGUGGUACCAUGGCUCAGCAGGUUCCAGUCCAGGCAAUCCAGGUGCACCAGGCACCGCAGCAAACGUCUCCCUCUAGUGACAGCAGCACUGACCUUACCCAGACCUCUUCCAGCGGAACAGUGACCCUCCCAGCAACCAUCAUGACGUCAUCUGUGCCAACCACCGUGGGCGGCCACAUGAUGUACCCCAGCCCGCAUGCGGUGAUGUACGCGCCCACCUCCGGCCUGGCCGACGGCGGGCUCGCGGUGCUCAACGCUUUCCCACAGGCGCCCUCAGCGAUGCAGGUGUCCCACAGCCAGGUCCAGGAUCAGGGUGGCGUCCCCCAAGUGUUCCUGACAGCCCCAUCAGGCACGGUUCAGAUCCCAGUCUCAGCUGUCCAGCUUCACCAGAUGGCUGUCAUCGGGCAGCAGAACAGCAGUGGCAGCAGCCUGACGGAGCUGCAGGUGGUCAACUUGGACACCUCACACAGCGUCAAGAGUGACUGAGAGGCCUCUGCUGCCGGCCUUCUGUUUCUGGCUUGUCAUACCAGUGUCGGGGCUGGCAGCAACUCCUUCUCGUACAGACUGCACCAGUUAUUUAUUGUUGCCUUUUCACGUUUCCUUCAUCCACACAUGCACACAAACACACGCACUCACCCACCCCCACACACACAGGCAUGCGCGUGGGGCUGCAGGACCCACCUGGGGUGGAACCGUGCUGGGGCCGUGCAGGGCUUGGGGCAUUUGGAUGCUGCAAUAGCUGUGCUUGUCUCACGCCAGCCAAAGAAAUUUGUCUCUUUGAGGGGAGGAUUGCUCUGCACUGUAAAUAAAUACUGCAGGCCGUUCCCAGCUGGAGGCUCUGGCUCCUUCUGGGUGCUCUGAGUCACUUUGCCCAUGAGUAUUUACUCUGUGUGGGGCUCAGCUUAGACCCAGAGCAGUCGUGCAGGUGCAGCUUGGAGCAGAGUGGGUUGUGGUUGUGCUGCUGGCCUCAGCAAUGUGCCUUUGUGGGGGUGACAGGUCCUGGCCGCAGCAACUCACCCUGGGCUCCAGACAGGAGAGAGGGGCCAGCUUGCAUGUGCAUCUCUGGGCCUGCAUGCCCUCUCCCCGGAGGGCAGGGCACAGCCAGUGGCAUGUGGCCCUGUCCUCCUCGUAUGCACUACAGUGAGCCCUCUUCCCUCAGUGCCUCCUCGCUGGGCUGCCUGGCAGAUUUUCAGCCUGCCCUGGCGGCUGCCCUUGCACAGGUGAGGUGGUGGAUAGAUGCCCAGGAACACAAAGAUGCCCUGGAGAGUUCCUCAGGGGCCCUGUGCUCUGCCCAGCCCCACAGUCUCAGCCCUCACAGUGCUUCUGGACUCCGUACACCCAGGGGAACGGGACUGGGUCUUUCCUACAUCCCCCUGCAGCUCCAACCAGCGCUUUCUAAAUUUCUUGUGUCUGAUGCAAGGUGGAGAAACAACUCAGAUGUCAAAGGGAAGAGCCCAUGGGGCACAGAGCUGCUGGGCACGUGGCAGGCUCUUCCUCUGAGCACCAGGAUGACUGGCAAGCCAUCCUGGGCUUGGGGGAGCAGCUGUGAUGCCUGUACAGGCUCAACAAGGCUGGGGGAGAAGGGCUGGGGCAUGCUUGGUCCUGCAUGGGAGUUGCUGUGAAUGGCUCUGCUACCUAGCCCUGUCCCUGGAGGGAGAGUGAGCAAGUGAGAGAAGCUGCUUGAAUCCUUAGGGGAAGAAGCAGUAACUUUUUUUUUUUUUUUAAGUUAAAGACAAAAGAAGCCUUGGAGAAAAAAAAAGAAAAAAAAAAGAAAAAAAAAGAAAAUUACUUUAUUUUUCUAAGUGUUAAACUCAGUAUUUAUGUAAUUCUUUAAGGAAUAAAAGUUUGGCUCCUGUACAGUUUUAAUGGGGUUUGUACCAGGGGGA